Molecule: messenger RNA, 4032 nt
Organism: Penicillium samsonianum
Lineage: Eukaryota; Fungi; Ascomycota; Eurotiomycetes; Eurotiales; Aspergillaceae
Product: GTPase-activating protein BEM3
Exons: 3
Coding region: 1-4032 (1343 amino acids)
Biological process (GO): regulation of GTPase activity; signal transduction
Cellular component (GO): cytoplasm
Molecular function (GO): phosphatidylinositol binding
Source: RefSeq, a predicted model, not a curated record
AUGUCGCAAGUCCCGCGAGAGAACGAUGAAAGCUCGCAAACUUCGUCUCAGAAUCAGUCCGGCUACCCCGUCAAUAACGGCCUCAUCCCGCGGGAUUAUUUAGCUCGAUCUGAUCAACGCCCCGGACCUGCUCCUGGUUCUCGACAUAUCACACCUUCCCCGUUACAUACAAGUUCUUUACCUCAAUCGUACCGUGUGGACGGGUCUACAGCAUCCCAGAGUCCCCUAUCUCCGAAAUCCAACCCUUCUUCCUCCCAGAAUCGGUCGCCAAUCACUCGCGUGGCCAAUGCACCAUACCCUGCGCCACCCUUCAGCACUGGCCAGAGUCUGUCGCAAUCGCCAGAAAUGGUAGGAACGGAAUCGGGGAAUGUCAGCGGCCGACCUGGCGAAAGCAAUAUGCCGAAACCAUCCCGUGCGCCAGAGCCCGAUCGAUCUGCCUCUUCCUCCGUCAGCUCUAUACGCUCGAUGCCGGGAGAUCGCACACCCAAUCGUGCCAUGCCUCGCACCUCGUCGAUUGACUCUGCUAUUUCAUCCCUGUCCUCCACCUCUCAGAGAUCGGCCUUUGAUGUCAAUGCUCUGAGUUCAACUGACAUUAACAAUCUCAUCAAUGCCGCGGGAUCAGCCGAGGCUGUGAUCGUGCACCUGUUGAAAGAGAAAUACCAAGCGGCCUCUCAGAAUGCGCAACUUUGGAAAUUGGUUGACAAACAAAGGACUUUAAUCCUCGGCCUUAAUAAGGAUCUAGAGCGUGCUUUCCAAGAGAAGGAAAAAUAUCGCAAGAAGCUUAAAGAUAUACAAGACGCCCCCCCAUUACCCGUCGCCGAGCCCUUGGCCUCUGUAGCCGCACCGAGCAGCGACAAAGAGAAUGUGUCGCGCAAACCUGACCAGCCAUCGAUUGUCCCACCAUCUGAAGCCUCUCGGCGGGGCUUCGAAAACACCACAAGCCCAGUCUCUGCCACAGAUAUCCCAUCUCCAGUAGGAGACGGAAAGAGCAGGUUUCCGCACCCAAAUCGCAAACCACCGCCUGCGCCUCUGAAUCUACGACAAGCAGAUAAUAAAAGGGCAUCCUCGGCUUCCGAUUCCGAUUCCGGUUCCGAUUACGGCGAUGCCCAGGAUAUAAAUGGUAUUCCGAGUGCGGGCCGUGGGCGGCGAAAGACAAGAGAGCAGGACGACCAGGACCGCGAAGCUGCGCUACAGAUGGAUAUGAUUGGGUCUACCGGUUCUGUGGGACCGCCUCAGGCAGAGUCCUCGCACACCUCCCGGGAUACAGCAACGUGUAGCCCAGGAACGGUCCCAAGGGAGCUUUCUACGAGAUCACCGCCGAAUGUGGGUGAUUCUAACUCACUGGGGUCGCUUUUAGGCUCGCGGCCCCCUCCCGCUUCGUCCUUUAAUGGGCGCUCUAUCGCUGCCAUGCCCAUGAGCCCUGGACUGCCUUUGAGCCCGAGACCAGAAGAUAGACCUAUUAAUUCCCCCAUGCCUCGCAUGCCACGAGACAUGUCUACUUCCAUGGCAGCCGGGUAUCAGGCUCCAGGAUUGCCGCUCUCGCCAAGAAUGGCCAACCACCCCACGGGCUUUGCUCCCAUCCCUUCAGGACGUCCCAAUGGUCCUAUUCCAUCAAUUGAUCCCACAGUCAUGAUUGACAGCCCGAGAUCUGCAAAUUUCCCCGACAAUCAAAUCUACCGAGGAUUGAUGUCCGAUGAAUACCAGGGCCUACUUUUGCCUCCGAAUGCCCUUCCUCUGGUUCAAGUCAGAGUAUCUUCGUCGCGGCUUCGUCCUUCUCGGAAUAGCUAUAUGGUGUCCAGGCCCCUGGACGAGGAGCCUGUUUUUACCCUCAGUGUGAUCCUUCGGUCAGAGAUGUCAGAGCUAUGGCGAGUUGAAAAGGUCAUCGGUGCUUUGCCACAGCUGGAUCAAAAAGUCCGACAAACUUCUCCGUUCUCCGGAAAGUUGCCGGAUAGAAGUAUUUUCAGCGGACACUCCCCCGCUAAGGUUGACUUGAGACGUGCCGCACUGAAUGCGUACUUCGACAGACUUUUGGACACGCCAAUGGACGAGAAUGCCGCGCUAGCUCUCUGCCAAUUUUUGACAAGUGAUGCCAUUGAGCCUCGAGACGACGAGACAAGUCUGCUGAAAGGUCUCACCCAGACCAGGCCCGAUAUGCCACGUGGACCAGACGGAAAACCUCAAAAGGAAGGUUACUUGACCAAACGAGGCAAGAAUUUUGGUGGUUGGAAAGCGAGAUAUUUUGUUCUCGAUGGACCCGAACUGAGAUACUACGAAUCUCCGGGUGGUCCGCACAUGGGUACUAUAAAACUUCACCAUGCCCAGAUCGGCAAGCAAUCGCCAAAAUCCACCGAGAAUGCUUCACCUCCUGGGGGCGAGGAAGACUCUGACAACCAGUAUCGCCAUGCAUUUUUGGUUUUGGAACCGAAGAAAAAGGAUUCUUCGGCACUUGUCCGGCAUGUUCUUUGCGCCGAGAGCGACGAGGAGCGCGAUACAUGGGUCGAUGCUCUCAUGGAAUAUGUUGAGAAUGCUUCUUCCGAGAAUGAGGGACGUGGCAGUGUAUCUUCCAAAAGUCAGCCUCAGUCUCAAGAUGAACUCCAAUCGCAGCAAAAGCAACUACUCUCCGGAGCCGAUGCCAAGUCUAAAAUAUUUAACAACGGAAGCAAGAGAUCCGGCCGAGGAGUUGAUAGUCCCGACCAGGAUCUAGGAGGCUCUGUGCAGGGUUUCAGCUUUGAGGACGCAGUGCAAGCUGAUCCUCCGACUAUUGGUUCCACCCUUGAGCAAGCUCCCCGAUCCCCACGACUUCCGGCGGCAUUGUCGACAGAAUUCAGGGACAUGAACAUGUCUUCUCCCGAUCAACCAAUGCAGUCUCCCAGACUGAUAUCUAGGCCCACAAACGGCACAGUCAUCCAGGACGUGGAAGCCUGGGGAAACAAGGCAAAGACAUCAACGAAAGAGAAGAAACGCAGUAUCUGGGGUUUCCGCACCAGGUCCUCUUUCGAUCUUGCCAACCAGGCCAGCAGCGAUACAUUAGUAGCAAGCAACAAUGUUGAGAGGACAGGUCCUGUUAGGCCUGUAUUCGGUAUACCCUUGGCAGAGGCCGUACAAGAUUGUGGACCGCCAGGCAUUGAUGUGGAGCUGCCAGCGGUGGUUUAUCGCUGCAUUGAAUAUCUCCAUGCCAAGGAAGCAGCUUUGGAGGAAGGAAUUUUCCGUCUAAGCGGUUCUAAUGUGGUGAUCAAAGCUUUGAAAGAACGUUUCAACACUGAAGGUGAUGUUGAUUUCGUGUCUGGAGAUCAGUAUUACGACAUCCAUGCUGUGGCUUCUCUCUUCAAGCAAUACCUUCGAGAGCUUCCGACGACAGUCUUGACCCGGGAGCUUCAUUUGGACUUCCUUCGCGUUCUCGAACUUGACGAUCGCCAAAAGAAGGUCGCUGCCUUCAACUCUCUAGUGCAUAGGUUGCCUAGGCCCAAUCUCGCAUUACUACGAGCUCUAUCGCAGUUCUUGAUCGAGAUUGUGAACAAUUCCGAUGUGAACAAGAUGACGGUCAGGAACGUGGGCAUUGUCUUUGCCCCAACUCUCAAUAUUCCGGCGCCGGUAUUCUCGAUGUUCCUCACGGACUACGACAGCAUCUUUGGCGAUACUGAUUCAAGCUUUGCCAAGCCGGCUACGGAACUGACUGUUGAAAACACACUCUCGCCCGAUGAUAUUCGUUCACCACGUCAUCAAAUGUUCUCAGAUCUCCCUACACCUUCGUACCAGCAGACUUCGUUCCGAAACACUGGUGAUGUGAACGGUCCUUCCGAAGGCCCCAGAACACACUACGAUACUGGUUUCACCCCAAUGCAACCUAGCUAUGACCAAUCGACGUCGUCUAGACAUGAGCAGUACAACCAACCUUCGGGUGCCGGCGCUUCGUAUCAUUCUUUGAAUGGCAUGUUGGGGACUAACUCGGAAGAUACUCGCUCAGCAAAGACGAAGCGACGGGAGAGUUCAAUGCUCUUUAUGGAUGAUCCUUCCUUCUACCAGGGCAAGUGA